AAAUGUGUUAAGAAGCACUGUCCAAUUGCAGAGUGGAGUGACAAGUUGGCUCAGAAAAUGAGCCCCGCUGGAGGAGACGCGCAGGAGUUUAAUGAAUCUGACCUGUUAAGAUCCCGCAGGCGAGAACAAUGGCGGCCGGCGGCUGGAUCUGCUUCCUAACUGGACUCCUGUCUCUGGCGUGGGCUGAGGAUCACAACCACCAGGGGGAAGCAGACACCUACCACGUGAGUGCUGGUCACUUGUUUCUGCUGAGUUGCCCGAUUGCUGGCGAGAUAAAGUGGAGCAGAGGGGACGCGGGUGAUGAGAGCCUCCCCUCUGGGGUGGAGGUCAGAGGCGGGUCGCUGUGGUUUCUACCCGUGCAGAUGACUCAUAGUGGAAGCUACAUCUGUGAAAGAAGGAAUCAAACGAAACUAUUAAAAAGACGAUUUAGAGUUUUAGUGUCCGGGUCAAACUGCCCUGAUCCAAGUGAAGAAAUUUUGGCUACAAAGGAAACGAGUGAAAGUCUUCAGUGCAAACAGAACGAGAUCUUCAGACUGAAUCUCCCAAGGAAAAUACGAUGGACGAAGGACUGUCAGCAGGUGCAGCCGGAUGGAGAGUCCGUCUCUCUGAAUACAAACGGCUUAAUGAGGCUGGUGGAGGUUUCGGAGGCAGAUGCAGGGAAAUACACGUGCCACAUAGACGUUACAGUAGACGGCCGGAAUUACACCGCAGCACGCAGCGUCCAGAUGACUGUCAAAAACGGUACUCCAGAUCUCUUUCCAGAGAUUCAUGUUGUGAGGCCCAAAAACGAGGUGGUCAUAGUGGAAGUGGGCAAGAGAGCAGAGCUGCACUGUAAGGCCUACACCGGCUUCAGUGAGGACGAAGAGAUAGACAUGUACUGGAUCAUCAACGGGACAUACGCUGACGACAUCAGCGGGCUUGUCGAGUCCUGGAAAUUUGUCCACGAAAGAGGCAAAGUGUUUGGUCAGUCCACUCUGUCCAUUGCUAUAGUUCGAAACGAGUUCCUGAACAUCCCCAUCAAUUGCCACAUCGCAAGUCCGGCUGAAGAGAAGGUCGGGGAGGCCCGGCUCCAAGAAGCUGACCCAACUGAACACAACACGUUCUACAUGGUUGUGUCUCUCUGGCUCUCUGCCCUCGUUACCAUCCUGAGCCUGACGGCCUUCUUCCUCAUCUGCAAAGUCAACCUCUUCUUAGCAUACAGGGCACUUAAGACAUUGUUUUCUAAACAAGUUCCAGACGGGAAGCUUUACGACGCCUAUGUGAGUGUCGGUCAGUCGGCCAUGCUGAGUUUGGACGGCGUGGCCUGCUUUGCCCUGCGGCUCCUGCCAGAGGAGCUGGAGCAGAAACACGGCUACUCCCUGUUCAUCAGAGGACGGGAUGACCGCCCUGGAGAAGCGGUCCAUGAUGCCAUCUCCGCUGCGGUGCGCCAGUGCCGCCGACUGCUUAUCAUCUUGUCGUCUGCUGGCAAAUCAAAGGAGACAGCGCAGUUCUGGGAGAAUCACAGCCAGCUCACGUACGAGCAGAAAGUGGGCCUUCAUGACGCUUUGAUGCGAAACGAUCCUAAAGUCAUUCUGGUGGAAGUCGACGGUCCGGUCGAUUACAGUCAGCUGCCGGAGUCGCUGCGCUACAUCAAACGGACACAGGGAGCUCUGGAGUGGAAAAACUCGUUUGCUGAAACCAACAAACUGACUCAGAUGUACUUGAAGAGAAACUUUUGGAAGAGCCUGCGCUGUCACAUGCCUGCUGUACCUGCAAGGAGGCUGCAGAGUAUCGCAUAAAGCGGUGAACGUACUUUGAUUUAUCCGGAAGGUUUAAAGAUGGCAUCCAUCAGAAUCUUCAGUUUUCAGAAGUCUGUCUUCUGAAGUCGUCCACAAGCGGGGACUAAGCGUUUGAGUCGCCACGUGGAUUAUUUAUUUCAGAUAACGUAUACUUUUAUAAAGUAAAGGACAUUAUCUGAGCCGAGCUGUGUUACUUUUCUUGUCUUUGGUGUUGUUUUGAAGCAUCUCAGAUUUCUUGAAGGCUCAUUGUGACAACAGAGCGUUGAUUCAGUUCGUAGAGCUGAUCCUCCAUGAAAGCGUUUGCUGUACUUGUUCCCAAACUGGAGGUUUGGACGCCAAUGAAGACCAGAGAUUUGAUUUCUUCUUCACAAAUCAAAGCGAGCAACAAAAAUGAUAAUGGAGCAUUUUUACAACUAACAGCAUGUCAGCUGUUGCACGGAUUUCUUGACAACAUUUUGGUAGUUAAUGUUUUUGUGUUGUUAACUGACUCAUGCUGUCGCAUACGGUGAACUACCAGCUACUGUACAGUUUUUAUACAAAUUUCUGUCACAUCUAAUUGUUUCAGAAGAUGAAAUGCAUUCAUUAAGUUAAUACAUUUUAAAUAAAUUUUAUUUUUUCAAGAAAAGUAGCGGUUUGAACCAAGAGAUUAUACCAAGUUGUCCACAUUACACACAUCUUGCAUAACUUUGAUAAUAAAUCAAACUUGGAUUAA
Molecule: messenger RNA, 2490 nt
Organism: Poecilia reticulata (guppy)
Lineage: Eukaryota; Metazoa; Chordata; Actinopteri; Cyprinodontiformes; Poeciliidae
Gene: il1rl2
Product: interleukin 1 receptor-like 2
Biological process (GO): signal transduction
Molecular function (GO): interleukin-1 receptor activity
Source: RefSeq, a predicted model, not a curated record